UCAGUUUGGGACCCAGGACUUGAAUGAGUUGGUAGUAACAAGUAUGGGAUCUAGGGGCAGGUUACUCCCAAAUUAGGAUUGAGGGACCCACACGAUCCUCUUUUCCACUCAGUGUGUGAGGAGUUCAUUUGCUCAGGCUGGGGUUUCUAAGGCAGGAAAGGACCCAAGGCUCCAGCAAGAGCUGGUUCAAGGGCCUGAACUCGCUGCAUCUUGGCAGAAUUCAACAUGACCAUUCUUCUCCCGAUAUUGCUGGGCCUCUGCCUAGGCUGCACAGGAGCAGCCGGUGGCUUUGUGACCCACGUGGAGAGCGCCUGUCUCUUGGAUGAUGACGGGACGCCCAAGGACUUUGCGUAUUGCAUCGCCUUCAACAAGGAUCUACUGACCUGCUGGAACCCGGAGGAGGGGAUGAUGUCUCCUUGUGAAUUUGGAAUCCUGGGUGGUUUGGCCCAAGACCUAUCAAGUUACCUCAAUAAUGAUACAGACCUGCUCCAGCGCCUGAGUAACGGGCUCCAGGACUGUGCCAAACACACCCAGCCCUUCUGGAAGUCUCUGACCCACCGAACACGCCCACCAUCUGUGCAAGUCGCUCAAACCACUCCUUUUAACACAAGGGAGCCCGUGAUGCUGGCCUGCUACGUGUGGGGUUUCUAUCCGGCUGAAGUAACAAUCGCAUGGAUGAAGAACGGAAAGCCCAUUGCCCCUCACCAAAAUAUCCAGAAGGUUGCCCAGCCCAAUGGAGACUGGACAUACCAGACCAUCUCCCAUUUAGCUUUAACCCCCUCUUAUGGGGACACCUACACCUGUGUGGUGAAGCAUGUUGGGGUUCCUGAGCCCAUCUCGAAGGACUGGACCUCUGGGCUUUCUCCCAUACAGACAAUAAAGAUUUCUGUGUCUGCAGUGACCCUGGGCGUGGGCAUCAUCGUCUUCGGUCUUGGUCUGGUCAGCUGGCGGAAGGCUGGCUCCUCCAGCUACAUUCCUCUCCCUGGAUCCAAUUAUCCAGAAGGAUAGCACAUUUCCUAGGGGCAGAAGCCUACAACUUCCACUCCAAGGAAGAUGGAGAUCCCAGCUAUUAAUGAUGCUACCAUGUCCCCCAGUGUCUAACAUAUUCUACCCCUCCUCCAAUGUUCUUGGAUCCUAAGAUUUCUUCACUCAAUUUUUGGACAUUUCCAGUUCCCUUUAUGUAAACCAUAGCAGCUCGAAGGGGCUCAUAUUCUGUGAUCAAAUUCAUUGUGCAAGGUUGUCUUUCUUAGGCGACUAUAACUGUGGAGGGAGUUCAACGCCUUCUCCCAGAGCGGCCCGCCCCCCCCCCCCCCCA
Molecule: messenger RNA, 1315 nt
Organism: Perognathus longimembris pacificus (Pacific pocket mouse)
Lineage: Eukaryota; Metazoa; Chordata; Mammalia; Rodentia; Heteromyidae
Product: HLA class II histocompatibility antigen, DM beta chain
Exons: 6
Coding region: 226-1008 (260 amino acids)
Biological process (GO): immune response; peptide antigen assembly with MHC class II protein complex; immunoglobulin production involved in immunoglobulin-mediated immune response
Cellular component (GO): late endosome membrane; lysosomal membrane; MHC class II protein complex
Molecular function (GO): MHC class II protein complex binding
Source: RefSeq, a predicted model, not a curated record